Sinocyclocheilus anshuiensis is the source of this 591-nucleotide messenger RNA. RefSeq names its product testis-specific gene 10 protein-like. The record is from RefSeq and is a predicted model, not a curated record. Lineage: Eukaryota; Metazoa; Chordata; Actinopteri; Cypriniformes; Cyprinidae. Bases 10 to 345 code for a protein of 111 amino acids. The transcript is spliced from 4 exons.
AAACUCAGCAUGGCUGACAGCAAAGUGAGUUCUCAGAGUAGGCAAAUGGCUCAGCUGAGGACACGAUCAACCCAGCUGGAGGCAGAUGUUGAGAUGACCAAGAGACACCUGGCCACUGAGCGCUUUGAAAGGGAGCGUGCAGUACAGGAGCUGCGCAGGCAAGGGCUCUCAGCUAUUUCUCCCGUCCUCUCCUCCACUAUGCGCUGCUCAUCCACUUCCCGUCAUCGCUCUCUGAGUCCUCACAGAUCAUUGUCUCCAGAACGCUCUCAUCACAGCACACCUGAGACACCGCUUGUGUCACAUUACCCUGACAGGAGUCUGACUUUCAGGGACCUUUAUGACUGAGAAGAUCUCAAUACUGUAAUCUUCCAUAUUUUGGCUGGCGUCAUUCAUUGAUUUGAUCUGCUUUUGUCUUUGAUUCUGAAGACAAUCAAUAGACUUGUAUAAGAUCUUAUAAGAUUUACCGUGACAUUGGUCAUGUAUUUCAAUAAAUCAAUUGUUUACUGUGAUUUUGACUGUUUUGCUGAAAUUGUUUGGCAUUGACACGCACACAGUAAAGCUGUGGAGGGGUUUCAUGAUAAUGGCUUUUUA